Messenger RNA from Paramecium octaurelia, 573 nucleotides. Lineage: Eukaryota; Ciliophora; Oligohymenophorea; Peniculida; Parameciidae. The record is from the annotation of a GenBank genome assembly.
AUGGAAUUCCUUUAAAAACUUAUUUCAAUUCCAAAAAAUGUGUUAUUGUCCUUGAAAUAUUCGUAAUAAAAGAAAUAACAAAUAGAAGUUAUAGAACCUAUCAAAUUUGUGGAAGAUUGCAAAAUUGAGACUUUUGAUAUUAUGGAAUAAAAAAGAGUAAUAAAAAAGAAAUUAAUUGCUGAUAAACAGAUUUAAACAGAACUUGAGUUUGUAAGAACUAUCGAAAAUUCCCAAAAGAAAUGUUUGAUUAAUAGAGAUGAUAAUAAAUAAUCACAUCAAUUUAAGAAAAAUGAAAAGUGUGCUAAGAAAUAAGCUCAAAGUCCCAGUGAAGCAUCGGAUAAGACCAAACCAUCAUAAUACUCUUAUUGCUAAAAUAAUUUAAUAGAUUCAUUUGAAUUGGAUGAGAAAUAAAGGAUCCUUUAAAAUGAUAGAUUCUUUUAUACUGCUCAAAAGAAAACUGUUGAAUAAGCUCAAUAAAGAUUCCUUGAUAAUUAUUUUAAUAAGAUCAAAUUACAAUUAGAGGAUAAAGAAUAACUAAUCAUGAAAUAGAAUAUAGUAAAAACAAAUAAUUGA